GUUGCAGUAUUUUAGUAAGACUGCAUGUUUAACUCUACAAACAGAACCAGUACAGUGAGAAUUUGGUGAGUAUAUCAAGCGGAAUUUAAGCUGCUUUAUGGAUUUUAAUGGCCUACCGUUUCAUUUCAUUUACACAAGAAAGGUUUUUUAAGAAAACUAUAUUGGACAAAAUGUUUGUAUUUUGAUUUAAGGGUGUGUCCUAAGAAACAUUUGAUCAAAAUCAAAAAAGAUGGAUAAACAAAUGUGUUUUACAACAUUUAUUUUACAAAGCUAAACAAAAUGUGCUGGAAAUACAAGAAUGCGUAUCUGUGUUGGAUAUGGAUCAUGUGCAAUAAGUUGUUGUAUCAAAAUUGCUUUGUCUGCCUUGUCAUUAUAUUCCACUAUACUAUUUUAUGUUUAUUUUGGAAAUGUUACCAUACGAAGAAAUGGGCAACUUAACAGCCAAACCUGAAUGGGAAAACCCAUGGAGAAACACUGAAUGGGGGAAGGCCAAAAAAGACUCUUUAAUAAAAAGCAUUAAAGAGAUGAAACCAAGCAGAACAGAUCUGAAAUGCUUGGGGGUGUUAGUUGUUGGUCCCUGUGGUUCAGGAAAAUCCAGUUUUAUAAACUCUGUUAAUAACGCCUUCAAAGGACGAAUAACCAGCAGUGCACUGAGUGACAGGAUUGGUGGAAAAAGCUUCACAGUUGAAUACAAAUCAUUCGAAAUUGAAUCUGGAAAUUCAAGUUUGCCGGUCGUCUUUAAUGAUGUCAUGGGCCUGGAGACAGGACCUAUGCAAGGCUGCCCAGUGGAGGACAUCAUUAAAGCCAUUAAUGGCCACGUUCGACAUGGUCAUGUGUUUAAUCCAGAAAAACCACUGUCUCCAGGGGAUGGAACAUUUAAUGAAGCACCGAAAGUCUCAGACCAGGCAUUCUGUCUAGUGUAUGUUUUAGCAGCUGACAGAAUCCAGUUUGCAGACGAAAAUGUCUUACAAAAGAUGAGAGAAAUUCGAUUGCAAGUCAGAAAUCUUGGGUUGCCCCAGGUCAUUGUCUUGACAAAUGUGGAUCAAGCUUGUCCACUGGUGAAAAAUAAUUUAAAGAAAAUCUACUACAGCAAAAAAAUCAAAGAGAGGAUGGAAUGGUGCAGUACUGCAGUUGGUGUUCCAAUGUGCCACGUUUUUCCUGUGAAAAACUACCAUGAGGAAAUCGAAACCAGUUGUGACACAGAUGUUCUGAUUUUACAGGCAUUAAUGCAGAUUAUAGAGCUGGCUAAUGACAAUGUAAAGGAGCGUGCAGCUCAGCAAUCUUAGUUUACAGUACUGUAGUGUAACUGACAAAACCUUACCUCAUAUAUUAAUCAUUUUUUAAAAUUAUAAUUAUUAAAAUGCACAUGACCAUAUAUUUUAAAAAUCCCACACUGUUUUAAAAUGACCACUGUUACAUAUAGACAACUUUUAGAAAAGUGUUGCUUUUUAAGAAAGUUACUUUACUGAAUAUAUAUUCUGUUAAAUAGUAUGACAGUAGUUCUUAAUGUUGAAUUCCUGUUUUUUUUUUUUCCCUCUUUUAAUGAUAUAGACCUAAUCAAUAGAUAAUGGACCUAAAAGCAUUAUAGGGAUUUGUAAAGAUAUUUGACUGGAUCUUGUUCUUCUAUUUUCUGAUUCUGCUUUGUGUUUUAUAUAAUCAUGCUUAAUAUCGGUGGUCAUUAAUUCAUGUAUUCAAGCUAAUAACUGUUGUUAGGGCACUGUCAUUUCCCUGCCUACAAUUGCACAUGUCAAUAAAAAGAAUAAAAG
Danio rerio (zebrafish) is the source of this 1766-nucleotide messenger RNA. NCBI's taxonomy places the organism in Eukaryota, Metazoa, Chordata, Actinopteri, Cypriniformes, Danionidae. The record is from RefSeq and is a predicted model, not a curated record.